AUGGCAGACCUCGAUCCCGCAGAAUUAAAGGCGUAUCAUGAUGAUGAUGCUCAGUUGGCCCAGAUGGGCCACCGGUCAGAAUUGAAGCGGCAAUUUUCUAUGUUAUCGAUGCUGGGUUUGGCAUUCGCUAUUCUUAAUUCAUGGACUGCGUUGUCUACAAGUUUAUCCCUGAGUUUGACCUCCGGAGGUCCGACAAGUGUUAUCUGGGGUCUUCUUACGGCAGGUAUCUGUAGUUUGUGCAUGGCCGCCUCCCUAGCCGAGUUUCUCUCUGCGUACCCGACUGCUGCCGGCCAAUAUCACUGGGUUGCUGUUAUCUCCCCUACGAAAUGGAUGCCCCUUCUCUCGUGGAUCACCGGCUGGGUGAACUGCGCCGGUUGGGUGGCCUUGACCGCGACCGGUGGAUUGCUGGGCAGUCAAUUGGUUGUGGGCGUCAUCGCUCUCAUGAAUCCGGGAUAUGAGGCAGAGCGCUGGCACCAGUUCCUCAUCUAUAUAGGUUAUAACAUUGCCGGCUUUUGCAUCAACGCCCUCGCAAACAGUCUCCUACCCUAUUUCAACAAAGCUGCCUUUAUGUGGUCGCUGGGCGGUUUUACUAUUAUCUGUAUCACUGUUCUCUCCUGUUCUUCCCCCGACUACAACAACGCAGACUUCGUCUUCCGCAAAUUCAUCAACGAGACGGGAUGGCCUGAUGGAAUUGCUUGGCUCCUGGGUUUGUUGCAAGGUGGUCUCGGUGUCACUGGAUUUGAUGGUGUCGCCCAUAUGAUUGAAGAAAUCCCGAACCCCUCUGUGGAAGGGCCCAAGAUUAUGAUUGCAUGCGUGGCAAUUGGCACUGUUACUGGAUUUAUCUUCCUCAUGGUCCUGCUUUUUGUGGCUGGCGACAUCGAAACCAUCAUUGAAUCUUCAGCUGGUCCACUUUUGGCUAUCUUGAAGAACGCUACCAAGAGCAAUGCGGGCGCAAUCUGCCUUCUGAUCUUCCCUCUGGUUUGUAUGCUGUUCACCACAACUGCUAUUAUGACUACUAGCAGUCGUAUGUGCUACGCCUUUGCACGUGAUGGUGGCCUCCCUUUCUCCCGUUUCUUCUCCAAGGUCCACCCCAAGCUCAAGGUCCCGCUAAACUCCUUGUAUCUCAACCUGGGCCUUGUCAUUGUCUUCGGCUUGAUCUUCCUGGGAUCUACUAGCGCCUUCAACGCUAUCGUUUCAGCCUCCGUCGUGUGGCUGGACCUCGCCUACGGAAUGCCCAUUGCGAUCAACUGUAUUCGGGGACGCAACAUGCUUCCCGAGCGACCCUUUGUCCUCCCUGUGGUCGUCGGUUGGGUGCUUAACCUUAUCUCCCUGGCCUAUAUCGCUUUGACUACUAUUCUCUUCCUCUUCCCUCCCGAGCUCCCUGCCACUGGCAGCAACAUGAACUACUGUGUUGCCGCAUUUGGCAUUGUGGUCGUUCUCUCCACAGCCACCUGGUUUGCCGAUGGCCGCAAAAACUACGUCGGCCCCCGUAUUGAGGUUGAAGUGCUUGCUGGAGAAGUUGGCCACUCUGAACAGCCGAUUGCAGCCAUUGAACACUACGGUGAAAAAUAA
Messenger RNA from Penicillium waksmanii, 1572 nucleotides. RefSeq names its product GABA permease GabA. Gene Ontology annotation, molecular function: transmembrane transporter activity. Gene Ontology annotation, cellular component: membrane. NCBI's taxonomy places the organism in Eukaryota, Fungi, Ascomycota, Eurotiomycetes, Eurotiales, Aspergillaceae. Gene Ontology annotation, biological process: transmembrane transport; amino acid transport. The record is from RefSeq and is a predicted model, not a curated record. The transcript has 17 exons. The coding region runs from base 1 to 1572 and encodes 523 amino acids.